AGGAGCCAAAGGGAAAGGCUGGGCACCUGUGGCUCAGCUGGAGCCAGGAAGGGAGGGGUGUCCAGGCCAGCGCCUAGUCCCUCCCUGCCUGCCUUCCCUUGGCCCUCGGCCUCCUCCUGCCAUGGAGCCCCCCUGGAGCCGGGCUUUCCAAGGCCUGUCUGGCUUCGUGGGCCAGCUGAGGAGCCCCAAAGGGAGCCAGGGGCCUCGGGCAGCCGCCGAGGAGGAGGAGGAGGCCCACGCCGAGACCCUGCUACCAGAUGAAAAAGAAUUUCAGCACGCUGCUAAAACUAAUAAUCUGGAUACUAUGGAGAGACUAUUUAAGAAAAAAGUUAAUAUUAAUGCUGUAAAUGUUCUAAAGCGCACAGCUCUCCACUUUGCUGUUGCAGGAAAUCAUAUAUCUGCAGUGGACUUUCUUCUCCAUCACAAAGCUAGAGUUGAUAUUGCUGAUAAGCAUGGACUUACUCCAGUUCAUCUUGCUGCAUGGUCUGGGAAUCUGGACAUAAUGCUGAUAUUAAUUAAAGCAGGUGCUGAUCAAAAAGCUAAGAACCAGGAAAGAAGAAAUGCCCUCCAUCUUGCAGCUCAGAAUAAUAGUGUUAGAAUAGUGGACUAUUUCAUCCAGGAUCUUCACUUGCUUGAUCUUAACACACGUGAUGAGAAAGGUAGAAAGCCAUUCCUUCUGGCAGCUGAAAAGGGCCAUGCAGAAAUGGUAAAUGAGCUGAUUUCUCUUAACUUAUCCACGUCAGAAAAGGACAAUGAUGGAAAUACUGCCUUGCAUCUGGCUGCAAAAAAUGGCCAUCAUGAGGUGGUAGAAGUUCUCCUUCCUCAAUGGGAAGAAAUAAAUGAGUUCAAUGAGGAUGGUGAAACACCUUUUUAUCUAGCUGUGGCAGGGGGCCAUGAAAAAUGUGCUGAUCUCUUACUGGAAGCAGGAAGUGAUAUCAAUAUCUUAAACAAACACAAUACAAAUGUAUUACAUAUUGCAACUCAGAAUGGACAUACACCUUUGGUCACUUAUCUUAUAAGUAAAAAUAUAAAUUUGGAGACUCAGCCUCAGCAAAAGAAUUCUCCUCUCCAUUUGGCCAUCAUAAAAAACAACUUACCCGUGGUAAAUAGUUUAAUAGAUGCCUGUCAUGACAUCAACUCUGUCGAUCAGAGACAUCAAACACCAUUACAUUUGGCAGCAGACCUCGGAAAUGUGGAAGUAAUUGAAAUGCUGCUUAGGGCAGGUUGUGACCUCAACAUUGUGGACAAGCAAGGAAAGACUGCUUUAGCUGUAGCUUCCAGGAGCAACCACGCCUUGAUUGUUGAUAUGAUUAUAAAAGCGGAGAGGUAUCACACCUGGAAACAGGAGAAUUGCCACAGUGACGGUAAUCUGCCAAAUAAUAUUUUAUCUUUUAAACAAGAUCACAGUUUGCAGACCAAACAGAUCCGCUCCUCCCUUUGGAAUCUUGCAUAUAAUCAGUUAAAAAUGCGUGAAUGGACAAAAUUGGCACAGUUCUGGAAGUUUACAGAUGCACAGAUCAAAGCUAUUGAAGAACAGUGGACAGGGAAAAAGAGCUACAAGGAACAUGGGCACAGAAUGCUUCUAAUCUGGUUACAUGGUGUCCUAAUGGCUGGCCAGAAUCCAAUUAAAUAUUUAUAUGAAGAUCUCGUGAGAGCUGGAUUCCAACAACUAGCUGAGAAGAUGAGAUCAGAGAGUAAUGCUGGCACAGAAUUGAGAAAAUGUACUGUUUCAUGAACUCAUUCACCAAAGGCGGACUGGAACUACUUUUUAGGAUAACAUACAAAAAUAGAAUUUUGCUUAUUUACAGUAAGUUGUUCCUUCUAAAAUGGCUCAUUUGCUACCCCUGCAUUUCUUACAAUGAGCUCAAAUGUGCAUAUGUGUAUUUCUCCUGAUUCCAUCUCCACUUUUUAACGGCCAGAGCACAAGCCACAUUUCCCCCCUGUAACGACUUAUUGCUAGGAAACAUAGAAGGUAGUAAAAAGAGAGGAAGACCACAUGCCAGAUGGAUAGAGUCAAUCAAGGAGGUAAUGGGCCUGAAUUUACAGAACCUAAGUAGUGGAAGACAGGGGAUCUUGGAGAUGUCUCACCAUGAGUUGGAGUCAACUGGAGGGCAGUUAACAACAACAUUAAAUUCAGAUUUUGUUUAUUAUUUAAUGACAAUGUAAAAGUGAUAUUGCUUUAAUGUAAUUCCUUGAAGCAAGGCCUUUUCUCUCUCGCAAUUAUUUUUUUUAAAAUUACCUCCGAUUAAAAAGUUGUCUUCCUUUCA
Sceloporus undulatus (fence lizard) is the source of this 2267-nucleotide messenger RNA. RefSeq names its product ankyrin repeat and death domain containing 1B (gene ANKDD1B). Bases 122 to 1735 code for a protein of 537 amino acids. The transcript has 15 exons. Gene Ontology annotation, biological process: signal transduction. The record is from RefSeq and is a predicted model, not a curated record. Gene Ontology annotation, molecular function: protein binding. Lineage: Eukaryota; Metazoa; Chordata; Lepidosauria; Squamata; Phrynosomatidae.